AAUUGAAGCAUGACCAGCGGCGAUAGGAAGACUCAGAUGGAAGCCAAUCACAUCACUUUCCGUUAUCCCCUUGUUCCUUUUGGGCAGGUUGAUGCGCUCGGCAGAACAAGACAGCCUCGUCGCUCAUGAUAUAAAACCCCAAUCCCGAAGGACUUUGACUUUUACUUAUCUCUCAUCUACCCUCUUGUACACCCAGGAGAACCGCCUCACUUCCUUUCCAUUAUCCAUUCAUCAUGGCUGUCGACUCCUUGUCCAUUCCGGGCUACCAUAUUUAUCGUGAAGACGAAGCCCAAUCAGCCUCUUCACUCGACUACUCACAAUAUAAUCCACAUCCGUUAGAUCAACUGUCGAUAAAGGAAAUUCCUGCCACUGCGAAGCUCAUCCGAGAAUUCGCAUGGCCCAAAAAGGUCAAAUUCAACUGCAUAACUCUUCGCGAACCCAAGAAGAAUGAAUAUGCCGCCUUCCGAUCGAGAAAAGGACCACGACCGGAGCGACGUGCUUUUGCCAUCGUCAUUGAGCAAGGCUCUUGCAAUGUCGCCGAAGUCGUUGUCAACCUAAGCAAAUCCAAAGUCGAGGACUGGAAACCGGUCAACGAUGUCAUGCCCACUUUGACCCUCGAGGAUCUCGACAUUGUGGAACGCCUUGCUCGAGAGGACUCUCGAGUCAUCGAGGCAUGCCGUGGCCUUGGAAUCACAGAUAUGUCCAAAGUGUUUUUCGACGCUUGGGCCAUCGGUGUUGAGGAACGAUAUGGGUUCGAGCGCCGUCUCCAAUCAGGACUGGCUUACUACCGCAAUUCUUCAUUGGAUAAUCAGUAUGCCCAUCCUCUGGACUUCUCGGUCGUGGUGGACACCGAGCGGCAGGAAAUCCUGAAUGUGGAUGUCCGCCUUGUCAAUGGCGAGCGAACACCAAUCCCACUCGAAGAACACAACUACCUCCCAGACUUCAUCCAGAAAGGAUACCGGCCCGAUGUCCUCAAACCCAUCAACAUCACUCAACCUCAGGGAGUGUCUUUCCGAAUGAGGGGCAAUGAGUUGACCUGGGCCGGCUACAAGAUGCACAUUGGUUUCAACUAUCGGGAGGGUAUUGUCCUUUCAGACGUCAGCAUAUUCGACCACCAAGAACAGCGAGACCGCGCAUUGUUUAACCGUAUCAGUGUCGUGGAAAUGGUCGUCCCCUAUGGCUCUCCCGAGAAGCCCCACCACAAGAAACACGCCUUCGAUGUGGGCGAGUACGGCACAGGUCUUAUGACAAACUCGCUCAAGUUGGGGUGUGAUUGCAAGGGUGCCAUUCACUACCUCGACGGCAUUGUGAACACUGGCAAGGGUGAAGCGGCGGUAAUCAAGAACGCGAUAUGCAUCCACGAAGAAGACAAUGGUCUCUUGUACAAGCACACCGACUUCCGAGAUGGCAACGUCAUCUCCGCUCGAGACCGCAAAUUGAUCGUCUCUCAAAUCAUCACGGCGGCGAAUUACGAGUACGGCUUCUACCACACCUUCACGCUCGACGGCACAUACAAGCUCGAGGUCAAGCUGACAGGUAUGCUCAAUACCUACUGCAUGCACUCGACAGAGCAGGCAGCACCGUGGGGUACCGAAGUUGCUCCUAAACUCAACGCCCAAAAUCACCAGCACAUCUUUUCGUUACGUGUAGAUCCGGAAAUCGAUGGACCCACCAACUCCAUCGUACAAAGCGACGCAGUGCCCUCCGAAGAUCCCGUCGGUUCCGAAGGUAACUUCUACGGCAAUGGCUUCUACUGCAAGAAGACACCCUUGCGGACUGCCCAAGAGGCAGCCGUCAAUUACUGCCACGAAACAAGCCGGGCUUGGGACAUUACCAACCCGAGCAAGCUCAAUGCGUCUUCCAAGAAACCAGUCUCUUACAAGAUCAUCAACAACAACUGUCCUGCUCUCCUUGCAAAGCCAGGCAGUGUAGUCUACAAGCGCGCUGCCUUCGCCCGCAAGACAUUGUGGGUCGUGCCCUACCGAGAUUACGAGCUCUUCCCGGCUGGUGACUACGUCUGCCAGUCUGACGGACGAGACAAUCAUCCUCACAACCAGACUGUCACGGACUGGGUGGCCAGAAACGAGUCCAUCGAUAACACCGACAUCGUCUGCUACGUACAAUUCGGUCUAACGCACUUCCCUCGAACUGAAGAUUUCCCUGUGAUGCCGGCAGAACCUGUCAGUGUGAUGCUCCGGGCUUCGAAUUUCUUCACGAAGAAUCCUGGCUUGUGGGUUGCUCCGUCAAAACUGUGCGUUGAUACAGUAUCUCAAAACGCGUUUGACGCUUCUUGUUGUGCGGCGAAGAAUCAAGUCAAGCUUUGAGCCGACAAAGGUUCUGCGGGCUCUGAAGGAGU
Exophiala viscosa is the source of this 2356-nucleotide messenger RNA. RefSeq names its product copper amine oxidase. Gene Ontology annotation, molecular function: copper ion binding; primary methylamine oxidase activity; quinone binding. Gene Ontology annotation, biological process: amine metabolic process. The transcript has 2 exons. The record is from RefSeq and is a predicted model, not a curated record. Lineage: Eukaryota; Fungi; Ascomycota; Eurotiomycetes; Chaetothyriales; Herpotrichiellaceae. The coding region runs from base 234 to 2324 and encodes 696 amino acids.